AUGAGGCAUGUUGGAGUGCAGAUCCAGAUUGAAGGAGGUGCAAAUCGCAGAGUUUUUGCAAAUAUUCAUAUCAACAAGAAAGGAAGAUGUCAAUUGUACGGCAAUCCUUUAGAAGAAUUUUUCAGAGAUAUUGGCCUUGGACCUUCAACUAUUAUGCAUAUUGUUUAUCAAAAAGAUGCUAAUGUAUUGCGUAUCUUCCAUUUUUACAAUGAUGUAUGCCAGCGUCUUAGCCACGAUGACACUGCCAACAUUGGAAAUUGUUAUCUACUCAGCCUAGAUCUUAACACUGCAUCACGCUGUGACAUUAGAAGACGUUAUUUUGGUACAAUAGGUUGGCCUUCACUUGAGAAAACAGCAAGAGUUAUUGAGGACAAUGGUAAUCCUGGCUUUUUCCUAUAUCUAUGGAAGAUAAUGAACUUUCAGGUUUUCAAGGGAAACAAUGGGAAGAUUUUUAUGACUGGUACUAUAAUAGGAAAAGGUGAGAUUGAGAUAGUUGAUUACAUUCGUUGCAAUACUGAUAAGAACAUUUUCUUUGUCAUCAUGACUAAUGAGUUAAUUGAUCGUGGUCGACUGGAAAUACCGUGGUACAUAGUCAGAAGAUUGGCGAUAGAAGAAUACGAAAAUCUCAUUUUAUAUUAUGAUCAUUGUCCAAUCAUCAGCAUGCGACGAUAUCAUAUGCCAGAAUCCCACAAUCGUUUUGUUGUGGAAGGAGACAUCAGAGCAAUCAUGGAUAUGAAGAAAAUUCUUGUUGGCAUCAAAUUGGGUUUCCGUAUAAAUGCAAAAAAAGUUGCAAACAAGGAAGCAUUGAUACUGGAAGUUCUCUAA
This is a messenger RNA of Oldenlandia corymbosa var. corymbosa, 825 nucleotides long. The record is from the annotation of a GenBank genome assembly. NCBI's taxonomy places the organism in Eukaryota, Viridiplantae, Streptophyta, Magnoliopsida, Gentianales, Rubiaceae.